AUGCUUUUACAGCGGGCCCGCUGUCUGACGCGUCUUGAGCUAGCGCCUGGUCAUCGCAUAUUCCCUCCCCCAUACAGACCAUACGCCACGGCUGCGGGCCUUUUUCUCAGCUCGACGCGGCCCUGCGCGAAACCACGUGCAGCACAGCAUGUCAGUCGAUCAGGUCCUCACGUAUCGCAACAACGUGGCGCCAAGAGAAAAACCACUGUCAAUUUGGAUGACCUGCACCAAGGACCUAUUGGAUUCGAGGCAUUGCCUCCCCAAGAUGAUUCCGAGCCAGAAUACCCUCCGCUAUUGCAGCAGGUGCGCAACAACAUGCUCAAAUUUAGCCAUUGUGUGCUUCUCACACGAGUCGGGGGCUUCUACGAGCUAUAUUUUGAGCAUGCAGACGAGCUAGCACCCCUCUUGAACAUCAGGAAGUCCAGGAAGAGAGCUGUAAAAGGCAGCAAGAAGCCUGCAGUAUCUAUGGCUGGCUUCCCCGCUUACCAACUGGACAGGUACCUCAAAAUCCUUGUUCAAGACCUCAACAGGCAUGUUGCGAUAAGUGACGAGUUUCCCAACGAUGCGCCCACCAAAGCAAAGGGUGACUCACAGUUUACGAGAAGGGUUUCACGCAUUGUGACACCAGGGACCCUCAUCGAUGAGCAUUUCAUGGACCCAUGGGAGAACAACUACCUCCUCAGUAUCCAUGUAGACCCGGAGGUGCUCAAGAGUGAAGCACCAUCCCACCAAAUCCCUGGUAGUUCAAGCGUUUCUUCGAUUCUUAACCUACCACGCACUCAAGUUGGGCUUGCAUGGCUUGAUUUAUCCAGCGGCGAUUUUCUGACCCAGAGCACGGAUAUUGCAUCACUGCCCUCAGCGGUGGCUCGAAUCAAGCCGAGAGAGAUAGUUUUGGACAGUGUCUUCCAAGAGCCAGAUUAUUCGCACAUUGUGUCUCUUAUGCAAGAAGACGGGUAUGCCAUUACUUUCCAUGAGCCUCCAGAAGACCGGCUUACAGUGGAGGACUGGAAGCCCAUGUUGGAAGAUGCCGUAGAUGGCUUCGACAUGGCCAAAUUCACGCCUGGCGAAGUGACUGCAGGUGGCUCAUUGCUACACUAUGUAAAGCAUCAAUUACGUGGUUCGCAGAUGCAGCUCCGAGCCCCAGUAAGGCAUCAAGCUGAAGAACACAUGAGCAUCGAUAAACAUAGUCUGAGGGCACUAGAAAUCCGAAGUACAAUUCGGGAUGGUGUAUACGAAGGAAGCCUGUUACAUACUGUCAAGAACACUGUCACAAAGAGUGGAACCAGACUUCUCACUCAGCGUCUCUCUGCCCCAUCAAUGUCGCUCUCAACCAUUAAUGACAGAUUAGAUCUGGUAGAGGAGAUGAUGCAGUAUCCACAGCUUCGUCAAGACAUUACUGCUUUACUGGAACAGACAUUCGACACUCUUCGGCUAGUGACCAAGUUCACGUACGGUCGCGGCAGCCCUGAUGACCUCAUGGAGCUUUCAAAGACGAUCUUGACAACUUCUGCAAUCUUGGACGUCAUACAAAGGCACGUGGCCUCGAGAAAUGCUACUCCUAUCGACCCUGCAACCGGUAUACCCGAUAGCCGGCGCAGACAGUGUAUGGCGAUGCUAGAGCGUCGCUUCGAUUUAGUGCUACCACUCCAGCUUGCCAAACGUAUACAAAAAGCUAUCGACGAAGAAGGCCUAUCUGAAUAUCAUCGCGUAGAGAGCGCCGAGGCCGAGGAAAUGUCAGACCUAGCUCAGGAUGUACUCGGUAGAGAAGCUGGUGAAGAGGAUCUGAAGGGCAUACCAAAGCGCAUUCAGCCCAAACCCCAUACAAUAACACCAAGCUUCAAGAGCGCCACGGACGGUAGAGAGGAUAUCCAUAUCAUGAAACGCAACGCAAGCCCUACCCUCAAGCGGCUACACGACACCUUGGACACCUUGAGGCAGUCCAAGAGCGAAUUGGAAAAUAGCUUGCGUACGAAGAUGGGCACCGAGAGCUUGGUCUUGAAGUGGACCCCCGUUUUGGCUCAUUUUGCGCAUGUCAAAGGAAGAGACGCAACUCGAGUGACAGAAUAUUACCCCAAAACCUUGAGCAGCAGCAGAACUACCCGCUCUAUCCAGAUACCAGAAUGGACUGACUUGGGGGCCAAGAUGGAUGAGACGCGCUUUCGUAUUCGGACAGAAGAGCAACGCGUGCUUGGAGAGCUGCGUGAGGCUGUGGUGCGAAACCUUGUGAAACUGCGACGCAAUGCUGCAGUACUUGACGAGUUGGAUGUUGCCUGCGCUUUUGCCGUCCUUGCUCUGGAGAAACAUUUCAAUCGUCCUAUUCUCCGUCCUGAGCCGUCACAUCACAUCAUUGGUGGUAGGCAUCCUGUUGUCGAACAUGGGCUAAGCGAACAAGGGCGCAUCUUUGCACCAAAUGACUGUCAACUUGGCAACAAAGAGCGUAUAUGGCUCAUCACCGGUCCCAACAUGGCUGGAAAAAGCACGUACUUGCGGCAAAACGCACUCAUAUCCAUAUUAGCGCAAACCGGUUCCUUUGUGCCAGCAGAUUACGCAGAGAUUGGUUUGGUUGAUAAGAUUUUCAGUCGUGUCGGUUCGGCGGACAACCUAUACCAAGACCAAUCGACGUUCAUGGUGGAGAUGCUGGAAACAGCGCAGAUUCUGAAAGAAGCCACACCCCGAUCGUUUGUCAUCAUGGACGAAGUUGGGCGAGGAACGACACCGGAAGACGGCAUCGCCGUGGGUUAUGCCUGUCUCCACCACCUCUACCAUGUCAAUCAGUGCCGGACAUUGUUUGCAACGCAUUUCCAUGUGCUCACUGAUAUGACGCAAGACCUUGAAAAGCUGAGCUGCUAUUGCAAUGACGUGUUUGAAGAAGCUGAUGGAUCGUUCUAUUAUGUCCACCGACUGAGGAGAGGUGUCAAUCGACAAAGCCACGCAUUGAAAGUGGCUAGAGUUGCCGGACUUCCUGAAAAUGCUAUUGCAGUUGCCGCCCAAGUCCUCGAACAGAUCAAAGGCACAGCAAACGCCUUUGACAGGCUUCCGGUGCCUACUCUAUCCGCUCAGGACUUGGAAGAUGAUGAAGAUGCUAUAGCGUCACCAUCUCAACAAAGCGCCAGCAUCUAGCUGUCUUCUUUCUCGUAAUCCCAGGUCGUAUGCUUACGGGACGCUCACACCGUGUGUCCAUCUUUGUCACAGUGCGUUCGCUCUCUGCAAAGAUUGAAGAUACCUCAUGUCUAGCAGGAACGGCAAGCAAGCCCGACCAUUACAAGCAGCGUUUAGAGACAGCGGUAGCAGAUGUUCAUUCGCAUGUCAGCGAUGCCAUUGGUAAUACGGCUGAGUGACGCCUUGCUCGC
Molecule: messenger RNA, 3350 nt
Organism: Exserohilum turcica Et28A
Lineage: Eukaryota; Fungi; Ascomycota; Dothideomycetes; Pleosporales; Pleosporaceae
Exons: 6
Coding region: 1-3120 (1039 amino acids)
Biological process (GO): mismatch repair
Cellular component (GO): nucleus
Molecular function (GO): mismatched DNA binding; ATP-dependent DNA damage sensor activity; ATP binding
Source: RefSeq, a predicted model, not a curated record